AUGUCGUCCACACGGAAGCAGACACCCCCCACUGUACCAGCCAAGAAGCCGGGUCUAAGGGCGGCAGUUUCUAUUAAUAAGGUGGUGCCAAUUGAGUCUUUGAGGGAGAAGUUAGUGCAUGUGAGAAUAGAGUCAAAUGCUCACCCAAAGGCAGAGACCGAGACUGAGCUUAAAACUGAAAUAAAGGCCAAGCCGCGGCUUCCUGUUAAGGAGAAUUCGACAGUGGAAUCUUCGGUAGACACAGCUUUGGCUGUGGCCCCUUCUAUCAAGAAGAAGCCAAGAUCUUUGGCUUCAAAACCGCCAAUCAAGCCGAAGCCUCAAUAUCUUUCGAAAUUAAAUGCUCCGGUGGAAUUUGAAGAUGCACCUAUAAAGGUAAAAGCACCUUCAGUAUCUUCGAUCUUUUUGAAGGGAAUGAGCACUCCUCCAAUUACUCCUACAUCCCGUAAGCUUGCCAGUCCAAAAAUUGGGGUACCUGAAGUUCCAUCACUCCCUAGAAGACACCAGCAAAGACCUCAAGUGACACUACAAGAAGAUGAAGAACAGGAAAUUACUCCUCCAUUACCUACUCGUCCAGCUGACAGGGUCAAAGGUUUGGGAACAUUAACUUCUCCAGCAAGUUCUUCAGCUUCUCUAACAUCUCGUUCCAGAUCAUCUAGUACUAUAUCUACACCUCCUCUUCCACCCCCUCCUAGAUCACGUAUCAGAACCACUGUCUCUACCCCUCCUCCUCUUCCGCCACUGCAUCAUCACUCUCGUGAGUCUAACCAUUGGAAGGAGCCAGAUUUGGACCUUGAGAUACCCACUUGUUGGUUUGCACUCAACGAUUCCUCCAAGUUACCCAAAUGUUUUCAAGGGUGUAACUGGGUGGCAUCUCAUGGUACUCUGGGAAAAAUUCAAUAUUCUAUAUAUGCCUUCCGAUUAUCUGAUUUGGCCACUGUAAGGCUGAAGUUUAGCUGGGAUGGCUCAUAUCUCUCACCUUUAGAUACUUUGAAGCAAGAGGUCUCCUUCCUUCCUCCACCAACGGCAUCUAAGCAGCAGCUUCUUGAUGGUAGUAAAAUAUUUGGAGAACAUAUUGCUAAUUGGUGUGAAGUUAGAGAAGGUGAAAAGGUAGGUAACGGUGAAUGUUGGACAUUGGCUCGUGAUGCACUUCAAAAGGCUUGCGGAAAUCAUGCCUUUGUUAGUAGUGGUUUGAAUCAUGGUGCCCUAUUAGUCACCUAUAAAAUGAGUCCGACCACUGGAAAGUUAGUAGUGAUUCAAGAGCCCAUUACAGAUGAUAUCAAGCGUGGAGAUAUUCUUCAAUUUAAGUCCUCAUUCUUCAAAUGUCCUGAUAAAUCAAUAACUUUCGGAGCUCCUGAUCAUACUGCUCUGGUAUUGAAUGUUGGUGGAAGUAAAUUACAGAUUAUCCAGCAGAAUAACAACGGAAAGAAGGUUGUUGCAGAAGAUCAGAUAAACUUGGACAACAUGGCUGGUGGUGAGUUGAAGGUAUUUAGACCUGUGUCUGCAAACUGGAUUGUAGAUUUAUCUGAUGCAGCCAUGAAGUAG
Molecule: messenger RNA, 1542 nt
Organism: Brettanomyces nanus
Lineage: Eukaryota; Fungi; Ascomycota; Pichiomycetes; Pichiales; Pichiaceae
Exons: 1
Coding region: 1-1542 (513 amino acids)
Source: RefSeq, a predicted model, not a curated record